GUCACCACAACAACUCUACCUGUGUGUUGUUUUUCCCUUUGCGAUGCAAAACCUAGACGAAGCGGCGCGAGACCAGGAGCAGCAGCGCGAGGCGCAGCGGAAAUUGGGCCUUCCCACCAACUACCGCUUCGAGAUCGAGAAGUGCAUUAAGCGGAUCAAGGAGAAGGGGGCACGGCGCGUGGCGCUGCAGUUCCCCGAGGGCCUCCUGCUCUUCGCCGCCCCCAUCGCCGACAUUCUCGAGGAAGCCACCGGCGCUGAAAUGGUGAUUUUAGGCGACGUCACCUACGGCGCGUGCUGCGUCGACGACUUUUCCGCCGCCGCGCUGGGCUGCGACUUCCUCAUUCACUACGGCCACAGCUGCCUCAUCUCCAUUAAGGAUUGCAUCUUGGCCAAUAUGAUGUACGUCUUUGUGGAGAUCGAUAUUGAUGUGCAGCACUUCAUCGACACCGUCAAGGUCCUCGUCCCGGCGGAGGCGCGGGUGGGGUGCAUCGGCACGGUGCAGUUCAUCUCGUCCAUGCGCGCAGGGCUGCGUGUGCUGCAGGAGGAGCACUUCACACACCCCGUGGUCAUCCCGCAAAACCGCCCGCUCUCGACGGGCGAGGUGCUGGGCUGUACCAGCCCUAAGGUGAAUCCCGAGGAGGUGGAUCUCGUCAUCUACGUCGGUGAUGGUCGCUUCCACGUCGAGUCGUUCUUGAUUGCACACCCCACCCUGAACGCGCUGCAGUACGACCCGUACAAGAAGACGCUCACGCGCGAAACGUACGCGACGUCGGAGAUGCGGACGAUGCGCCGGGAGGCGGUGGAGAAGGCCAAGGCGGCGCAAAGCUUCGCAAUCGUGAUGGGCACGCUCGGCCGGCAGGGUCACCCGCGUGUGGUGGAUCGGAUCAUGGCGCUGGCCAAGCGCCAGGGCAAGCAGGUGACGCUGCUGCUCAUGUCCGAGAUUUUCCCUCAGAAAAUGGCGCGGCUAGAGGAUGUCGACUGCUACAUCCAGGUAGCCUGUCCACGUCUUUCGAUUGAUUGGGGCUACGCCUUUGACCGCCCGCUGCUGUCGCCCUACGAAGCGGAGGUGGCGCUCGGGAACGUAGAGUGGCAGGAGGAGUACCCGAUGGAUCACUACUCUCGCGGUGGGGGCAAUUGGGCUGUCUACACAGAUAAAGCUCUCUAA
Molecule: messenger RNA, 1165 nt
Organism: Leptomonas pyrrhocoris
Lineage: Eukaryota; Euglenozoa; Kinetoplastea; Trypanosomatida; Trypanosomatidae
Product: putative diphthamide synthesis protein
Exons: 1
Coding region: 44-1165 (373 amino acids)
Biological process (GO): protein histidyl modification to diphthamide
Molecular function (GO): 2-(3-amino-3-carboxypropyl)histidine synthase activity
Source: RefSeq, a predicted model, not a curated record